AGAAGAACCCGGAAGUUGCUAGCAGCGUUAGCUUGUUGUGCGGGUGUGUGAGGUGAACCUCUGAGGCUCUGCAGCAACAAUGUCUUCAGCUCAGUCUCUGAGAGAGUUUAUCAGAGAGCGGCUAACUGAUGCUGCAGCAGAAAUAUUCUCCGAGUUUGAACAAACCAUCGUCCGCUACGAGGAAGAGCUCGAUCGUCAGCGCAGACUGCUGGAGAUCAGCUGGAAACCACAGAUCAACUUACACAGAAUAGAACUCCCGCUGCAUGAUGUCAGCAAAGAUGAGGAGGUUCUGACUGACCAGCAGCUCUGGAACCAGGAGAGGACCUCCAGUUUGGACCAGGAACAACCAGAACCUUUACAGGAGGGACCAGAACCUCCACAGAUGAAAGUGGAGCAGGAUGAGUCAGAACCUUUGCAGGUUCUAGAACAAGAGGAGCUCUGCAUGAGUCAGGAUGAAGAGCAGCUUGUACUGAAGCAGGAGACGGUGACCUCCCUUGUGACUCCUGCUGAUGAGGACAGAGACCACCAUGGACCAGAACCAGACAGACACCAGCUCCUUUUGUCACUGCUUCCUGAGGCUGAGAUCAGAGCUGCUGCUCCUCCAGGGUCCACAGGAACAGACUGGACUGCGUCCCGGAUACUCCUGCUGCCGCCAGCACUCCUCGCCAAAACUGAACAGCUGCUACACCAGAGCCAGCGUCUGUAGAGGCAUCAGCUUGUUCCAGCCAGCUGCUGGCAGCCUCUGCCCCCCUACACCAGCAUCUACACUGCACCUACAACCUACUAACUACCAGCAGCCCUGCCACCCCAGACCUGGACGGAGAAAAAGGGCGGGUACACUUCAGCCUACUGAGCAUGAGAUGCUCGGGUCAGAGGCUGAGCAGGAGGCAGAUGAAUGAACGGUUUAAUACCAUGAUGUGGUUCUUCAGUGAGCUGACAGAGAGGGAGUCUAAAGCAGACCCUCCACCAGCAGAAGCUCAUGGAGGGUCUCUUGUAUGCAGUGAACAUGUUAGCAGAUAAAAAGAAGUGAACUUAUGACUUCACGUGCACAAAGCAUAUCACGCACAUAUGAACAGUUAUUUUUACACUGAAAUACUUGAGUUUGUAGCAGAUAUGUUUUAAUAAAUGACUUGAAGAGUCAGAAGUAUUCUUUGUCUCUGAGUAAUGUCAGCUAGAUGUAGUUUGGCCACUAAAUAUUAAACUUUUUGUCUACGUUAAGCCUUUCUUAUCCUCUAGUGUGUAAUCUACUCCAGUUACUCAGGUGUGUAAUCUACUCCAGUUACUCAGGUGUGUAAUCUACUCCAGUUACUCAGGUGUGUAAUCUACUCCAGUUACUCAGGCGUGUAAUCUACUCCAGUUACUCAGGUGUGUAAUCUACUCCAGUUACUCAGGCGUGUAAUCUACUCCAGUUACUCAGGCGUGUAAUCUACUCCAGUUACUCAGGCGUGUAAUCUACUCCAGUUACUCAGGCGUGUAAUCUACUCCAGUUACUCAGGUGUGUAAUCUACUCCAGUUACUCGGGUGUGUAAUCUACUCCAGUUACUCAGGCGUGUAAUCUACUCCAGUUACUCAGGCGUGUAAUCUACUCCAGUUACUCAGGCGUGCAAUCUACUCCAGUUACUCAGGCGUGUAAUCUACUCCAGUUACUCAGGCGUGCAAUCUACUCCAGUUACUCAGGCGUGUAAUCUACUCCAGUUACUCGGGCGUGUAAUCUACUCCAGUUACUCAGGCGUGUAAUCUACUCCAGUUACUCAGGCGUGUAAUCUACUCCAGUUACUCGGGUGUGUAAUCUACUCCAGUUACUCGGGUGUGUAAUCUACUCCAGUUACUCAGGCGUGUAAUCUACUCCAGUUACUCGGGUGUGUAAUCUACUCCAGUUACUCAGGUGUGUAAUCUACUCCAGUUACUCAGGUGUGUAAUCUACUCCAGUUACUCAGCUCCUACCAUCUUUAUGCAGAUGACAUCCAACUGUACAUCUCCUUUAAGCCCCAUGAGAUGUCUAAGCUGCAGCUGUUACACACCUGCUUAGACUCUAUCAAAACCUGGAUGGUGGGAGCUUUCUACAGCAGAAUGAAGAUAAGACUGAGAUCCUCGUCUGUGCCCCAGACAAGCUGGUUCCCAAAGUCAGAGACUCUCUUGGUCAGCUUGCUUCUCACACCAAACCUUCUGUCAGGAAUUAGAAUUUGUCUCAUAACUCUUAAUAAUAUG
Molecule: messenger RNA, 2208 nt
Organism: Nothobranchius furzeri (turquoise killifish)
Lineage: Eukaryota; Metazoa; Chordata; Actinopteri; Cyprinodontiformes; Nothobranchiidae
Product: trace amine-associated receptor 13c
Biological process (GO): regulation of transcription by RNA polymerase II; G protein-coupled receptor signaling pathway
Cellular component (GO): membrane
Molecular function (GO): trace-amine receptor activity; DNA-binding transcription factor activity, RNA polymerase II-specific; RNA polymerase II cis-regulatory region sequence-specific DNA binding
Source: RefSeq, a predicted model, not a curated record